Cimex lectularius (bed bug) is the source of this 1500-nucleotide messenger RNA. It is a transcript of the gene Nup43, whose product is annotated as nucleoporin Nup43. Gene Ontology annotation, cellular component: nuclear pore outer ring. Bases 168 to 1256 code for a protein of 362 amino acids. Lineage: Eukaryota; Metazoa; Arthropoda; Insecta; Hemiptera; Cimicidae. The transcript is spliced from 3 exons. Gene Ontology annotation, molecular function: protein binding. The record is from RefSeq and is a predicted model, not a curated record.
AACACGCUGUGGAUUGAUAACCUUCCUAGAGGUUACAGCACUGGCGGAGAAUGACUAAGAAACGAAACUUUAUGAGUUUUUUAGUUAAUUUCUAGCCUCUUUCUUUAUUUCUUCGCCUUUUACUGUUUUGUUUAAUAAUAUCAAAUAAAUCGUGUGUGUUAAAAACGAUGAACACUUUUUCCAUGCCGACCGGUUUCAAAACCCACCAGGAAGGCCGGCUCGCUGGUAAAGUCGAGUUCUACAAUGUUCAGAGGUCGUACAUGUCCUCAAAAGUAGCCCGGGUCCGGUGGAGCCCGGAUUGCGAACACUUCCUGACAGGUGGGUACGGGGAGCCCACGAACAGGGUGGAGCUUUGGCACUUUCCGAGGGGGGCCGACUGCGCCUACGGAUACCCUAAGCUCAAAGACUCAAUUACUACGAACGGGGAUGUCAACGAGAUUAAAUUCGUCGAUGGAAACAGGUUUUUGUUUUCAACAACGACAAGUGAACUCCACUUGGUACAAAUCUCGAAUGAAAAGAUGGAAAUUGUUGAGACGUGGGAUGGUAAAUACUUCGUCGGCGAUUCCAUUUACGGUUUUGACAUAAGCGACGAGAGCACUGUUGCUGUUAUAACGAGCGAGGGUAUAAUUGCUUGCUUCUCCCUCGCGAACCGGCAGGAGCCUUCUGCCACGGUUGGCUCACACAAGGACAACAUCGAGUGUGUAUCGUUCUUAACGAAUCACGAAUUGGCCCAGGGAAACUUGAGGGGUCAGCUCACCGUCUGGGAUCUUAGAUUAGACCUGUUCAAGCCGGCGAUGUCUUUCGCAUACAACAGGGACUCGACGGUCGGCGUCACCUGCAUACAGCCUUUUCCGGUUCGGAAGCACAUGUUGGUCGCCAGCGGGAUGGAUGGUUCAGUAACGACGUGGGACCUAAGGAAGCCACUGAUGGCCGAGACAGUGUAUGAGGCACACAGUAAGCCAGUUACGUCGAUGGUCUUCCACCAGGCUAGGCCGUCGAACCUUUUCACAACUUCGAUGUCGGGCGAGGUAUGGCACUGGACCAACUUCCUUAGCUUACUCGGCGAAGGCGGUACGACUGUGACCAUGUUCAACCACACCGUCACGAUCCCGCCACCGGACAACAAGCCGGAUGUCGUGUGCCUGAUAGGGAAGAAGAAGUUCCCGACGAAUUCGUGUGACGUGAUUGAAGACCGUCUUGUCUGCUCGACAGACAAUGACUGCCUCGUCUUCGUACAGCCUUUACAACUAAAAUGAUUACAAACAAAAAUAUUUAUUUUUUAAUCCAUUUUUAACUAAGACUAAGAAGAGUCUUAUUAUGAUGUUUAGUCAUUCAUCGAGCUUUUCCUCCUAAGAAAGUACUGAAGUAUAUGUAAAGAAAAAACAUUGUGUUUACUUGUCAGGUGGUACCCAAUAAAUCCAGGGGUUUCAAGGCAUAUUGACUAAAUGAAAACGACCUGUUAGAAUGCUACUAGCGUAUUCUUUGAAUUACAUACAGAGU